Molecule: messenger RNA, 453 nt
Organism: Cylicocyclus nassatus
Lineage: Eukaryota; Metazoa; Nematoda; Chromadorea; Rhabditida; Strongylidae
Source: the annotation of a GenBank genome assembly
AUGAUUGAAAAUCUGAGGAGGCGCAAAAAAUCGCUGGACAACGUUUUUACGUUGAGACGGAUUGCACAGGACAGGUGGACCAUUGAAUUUGAGGAUACUUCCUAUACUAUCACGAACAGCACUUACACUUGCUCUCUUUUGAGAAAAGGCUCACACUGCUCACUCUGUGGGCUCUGCCCCUACAGCACAUUCUGUACCUGCCCUGACAAUCUGAAAAGUGGCAUAUCUUGUAAACAUCUGCAUUACUGGCAAAUGCAACAUGACGAUAGUGGUUGUGUAGAGACCUUAGCGAUUACGGCAUGUUCUGAAGACGCUGAGAAUAUCGCACCUACUGUUCCUACCCUGAAGACGAACAAAUGCUCGAUACCGUUCUGGUUGCUAUCAACGAGGAGACGCAAGUGGAUAUCGCGACACGAUGUAAAGAACUCAAAUUUCAGCUGGACGGCUAAGUGA